Ilyonectria robusta is the source of this 1784-nucleotide messenger RNA. RefSeq lists its product as uncharacterized. Gene Ontology annotation, molecular function: phosphoric diester hydrolase activity. Gene Ontology annotation, biological process: lipid metabolic process. The transcript is spliced from 2 exons. NCBI's taxonomy places the organism in Eukaryota, Fungi, Ascomycota, Sordariomycetes, Hypocreales, Nectriaceae. Bases 119 to 1504 code for a protein of 461 amino acids. The record is from RefSeq and is a predicted model, not a curated record.
GUUUCCCGUCAAUUUCCCCCCUAAACCAUGUAUCACGUUGUUUUCGAAAUUACCACCUUUAAACAUUGACACAACCAACAACGCCUGCAACACCGCAACCCCCGAAUAUUUGCGAGAGAUGGCCGAUCGUACGUACUACUUGGGCGACCUCGAGUCCGAGGCAGCAUUCGGCGACGGCCAUCAUCUCCUCCACAGCUCCCGGAGAAAGCAAAUGGACGGGGCAGAACCGUUCGAGAUCGACGAGUAUGAAGAGUUCCAAGAGCCAUUGCCUUGGCGUCGCCGAUCUGGACCCGGCCAUCUAGUUUCAUGGGUAUUAUGUCGUGCCAAGAAGUCGCAAUUUCGAACCAAGCUACGGAAUCGUAUUUGUUUCCUGAUCGUAUUCUAUCUCUGCCUCGUUGGCCUGGUCGACGUUCUUGCCAGCAUUUCGCAAAAUUACUUUCCAGAUGAUAUGGACAAGAUCCUUCAUCAGUGGCUUUCCGCACCCGCUGCGACAAUAGGCGUCGGGCACUGGAUCUUCGACGCAACACAGCAUGUGUAUCCUGUGCGCUGCCAUUCCCACAACGAUUACUGGAGAACCGUGCCACUGAUGGACGCCAUUUCUGCCGGCUGUCCGAGCGUGGAGGCCGAUGUGUGGUACCAAGAUGAUGACCUGUACGUGGGACAUCGUGAGUUUGAGCUACGCGCAAACCGUACGCUUCGGAGCUUGUACAUCGAUCCGCUCAUCGAUAUCAUCGAGCGCCAAAAUAACUUGCCCCCAUGCGAUACCGGAAAGCCUUGCGACUCUCGUUGGUUGACUGAUGAGCACCUCGCUGGAGUCUUCAGUGCCGAACCGGACCACCCGCUGGUCCUGGCCAUCGACUUCAAAACUCCAGGUGAGCCGCUGUGGCAAGGGCUUCAAGCGCAACUCAAGCCGCUGCGGGACCGGAAUAUGCUCACCUACUUCAAUGGCACUGCCAUCAUUCCUGGUCCCGUUGUUAUUAUCGGCACAGGCAACGCGCCUUUCGAAAACCUCACUGCGAGCAGCACCUACCGUGACGUCUUUUUUGACGCGCCGUUGGAGCUGCUGGCCGACAUGUCCGCCAGAUGGCCAAAUCCGAAUCGAGCCGAGGAUGGAGCUCGUGCGACGGAUAUUGAAGUCAUCGAUGGAGCGUCACAGAGUAGCGAUUCGGAAAUCCAGGAGGCACAUGCCUUUAACACGGAGACAUCGCACAUCUAUAACUCCUCAAAUAGCUACUACGCCUCAGCCAGCUUCAAACAUGCGGUUGGACACGUAUUUGGAUCACGGCUGUCGCAGGAGCAGCUUCAGCUCAUUCGGGCUCAGGUCCGAGGCGCCCAUCGCCUGGGUCUGAAGGCCAGGUAUUGGGGCGUGCCUGCGUGGCCUAUUGGGUUGCGAAAUCACAUUUGGCAUAUUUUGAUUAGAGAGGGUGUAGAUGUGCUCAGCGUGGACGACCUGCGGCAGGCAACUACUUGGGACUGGAGAAGGAAGAAGGGGCUAUUGUUUUAAUUUGCUUCAAAUAUGUGUAAUGAAAAAGCGUUGUUUCUCUCGAUCUAUCUGCUGCCACUCUCGUGAAUCAGUCCGGCUCCUGAUUCGAGCAGCACUUGCCGCGUUAUCUGGAUCUCUUGGCCGCGUUGGCAUUCGUCUGUUUCGGCUUUGUUAAUGGCAUGGAGCUGCGCGCGCGCAGCCCGAUAUGUUGUAUAUUCAGAUUGGUGGUAAACUACUGCCAUUAUUAUUCAGCCUUAAACCGGCCAUCUCUAGCUAAUUUCUACGUGGGCUUCUACUUUAC